Messenger RNA from Poeciliopsis prolifica (blackstripe livebearer), 2003 nucleotides. RefSeq names its product homeobox B5b (gene hoxb5b). The transcript has 2 exons. Lineage: Eukaryota; Metazoa; Chordata; Actinopteri; Cyprinodontiformes; Poeciliidae. Gene Ontology annotation, cellular component: nucleus. Bases 195 to 1097 code for a protein of 300 amino acids. Gene Ontology annotation, molecular function: DNA-binding transcription factor activity, RNA polymerase II-specific; RNA polymerase II cis-regulatory region sequence-specific DNA binding. The record is from RefSeq and is a predicted model, not a curated record. Gene Ontology annotation, biological process: regulation of transcription by RNA polymerase II; anterior/posterior pattern specification.
GUCAUCAGUGAGGAUUUACGACUGGUCAACAAAGGCACGUGAUUCCCGAGCGCUCUCCCAUAUUUGGCCGCAUACCUGGCAAAGUACAGUAGGGCUUCAUUGCUUAUAAUUCAUGAUUGCGUCCAUAAAUCGUGCAAGCACACAGGAUUAUAGCGACAAAGAUCUACAAAUCGAGGCUUUAAAAAUCCAAGCAAAUGAGCUCUUACUUUGUAAACUCGUUCUCAGGGCGCUAUCCAAAUGGCUCCGACUAUCAGUUACUAAAUUAUGGGACUAACGGCGCUGUGAGCGGCUCCUUCAGAGACCCUGGCACCAUGCACUCCGGGUCUUUCGGCUACAACUACAAUGGCAUGGACCUAACCGUGAACCGCAACAACACGGGCGGCCACUUCGGCGCCGUGCGGGAGGACGCCCGGGGAUUCGCGCCGGACGCCCGCUACAGACAGACGCCCAACUGCUCGCUCUCGUCCCCGGAUCCGGUGCCGCCCUCGUGCGCCACGGCCGGUCGGGAUCCGCUGGAGCUCAAGAGCCCCUCUCCCCCCUCUGACCGGAGCGCGACCUCUUCAUCGGGUGGCAACAGCCUCGGCAAAGCCGGGGGCGCGCACUUCGCGGAGAUAGAGGACGCAGCGGCAGCAGCUGCCGCCGCCGCCGCCGCCGUCGCUGCCGAGACCGAGGAAGGCGCGCACAGCAGCGGCGGCGGCGGAGGCUCCGGCGCGGCAUCCAGGGCGCAGCAGCAACAGCAGCAGCAGCAGCAGCACCAGGAACCCAACGCCACCUCCUCCACUCCCACACCAAAUGAGUGCCAAACGCCACAAAUAUUCCCCUGGAUGCGGAAACUGCACAUAAGCCAUGAUAUGACUGGACCUGACGGGAAAAGGGCCCGAACCGCGUACACCCGCUACCAGACGCUAGAGCUGGAGAAAGAGUUUCACUUCAAUAGGUACCUAACCAGACGGCGGAGGAUAGAGAUAGCCCACGCCCUGUGUCUUUCCGAGAGACAGAUCAAAAUCUGGUUUCAGAACCGCAGGAUGAAGUGGAAGAAGGACAAUAAGCUGAAAAGCAUGAGCCUCGUGACAGGAGGCAGCGCCUUCCACAACUGAGCAACUUUUUUUUUUUGUGCGUGUGUUUGUUUUGUUUUGCUUUUGGGAGGCAAGGGUACAACAACAACAACAACAACAACAACAACAACUAAAGAAACAAACAGAAAAACAAAAAGCAAGAAAAAAGUGUUAAUAAAGUUUCUCCCCCCCAAAACAAAAGAGAGAGAGAGAGAAAGAAAAACAUGAGUACUGUAUAGCUUUUGAAAGCGCAGCACCUUCCAGCAUGCCAUUGUGAUAGGAAAAAAAAAGAAAAGAAAAAAAGAAGUAUUCUGUGGUCUUAAAAUGCCAUUUUUAGUUUACUGUUGUUGUACUAUCAUAGCUUAGAUGUCCUAUUUGGGGGCUUGGGGUAAAAAAAAAAAACUCAACAAAAGAAAAAAACAAGAAUAAUAAUAAUAAGAUGUAAAUAUCAUUCUGGGAAUUUGUCUCUCUUUCAAGGUCUCUUCUGUUUCUUAAAGUCGAGCUCUUUAUUGUAACUUCUUUGACGGUCUAACAGGAGUAAAAAUCAUUUGUACAGUUAAAAAAAAAAGAAGAAGAAGAAGAAAAAGAAGAAGAAGAAAAAGAAAAAUUCCAAACCAUAUGCUGCUCUUCAUUGAAUGUAAAGCGCUUUUAGUGAUGGUUAUUUGUGGCCAAAAUCCAUAGAAAAGUUUCAUAAGCAAGCCAAUGUGUAGCUCUAUAGGAUACGUUGUGCGUUUAUUAUUAUUAUUAUUAUUAUUAUUAUUCUAAUUAUUCUAAUUAUUAUUGUUUAGAAUAACAAGCAAUGCAAGUGUAUUCAACCUGUCAAUGUGAUGAAUUUUUAGUGCAAAGGGUUACUCUGUGGACAUAGGCAGUGAUGUGAGCUUUCUGGAGCUUUUUGUAUUUGUACGUGAACUCAUAGCGCUUGAGAAAUAAACUUUUCCCCUCAGUUGA